This is a messenger RNA of Emys orbicularis (European pond turtle), 1716 nucleotides long. RefSeq names its product collagen type XXIII alpha 1 chain (gene COL23A1). The record is from RefSeq and is a predicted model, not a curated record. The coding region runs from base 1 to 1716 and encodes 571 amino acids. The transcript has 29 exons. Lineage: Eukaryota; Metazoa; Chordata; Testudines; Emydidae.
AUGAACCAGGGCGAGAGGAGGCUGCAAGCGGCGGCUGCCGCUGCCGGGCUGCCUCCAGCCGGCGCCCGGUGCGCGGGAGGCGGCGGCUCCGCAGCCCUCUGCCUGCUCCUCUCGCUCACCUCGCUGGCCGCCUGCCUGCUGCUGAGCGCCAAGACGUGCGAGCUGCAGGGCAGGGUGGCGGCGCUGGAGGAGCGGGGCAGCCCCGGCUGGGCACCGGGAGCCCCCCUGAGCCCCGGACCGCUGCUCGCCCUGCUGCAGCCCCACAUGGAGCAGCUCUUCCAGGAGAAACUGGGCGAAGGAUUAGCCAAGCUGCGGACAGUGCGCGAGGCUCCAUCUGAAUGUGUCUGCCCACCAGGCCCUCCAGGAAGGCGGGGAAAGCCGGGACGACGAGGAGAACCUGGACCUGCAGGGCAGUCAGGACGAGAUGGCUACCCGGGGCCCCUUGGUUUGGAUGGCAAGCCAGGACCUCCCGGACCAAAAGGGGAAAAGGGUGAACAAGGGGACGUCGGCCCAAGGAUGGUUUUUCCUCGCCUCAAUCAUGGAUUUCUCUCUAAUGACCAGCAUGUCUUUAGCCGACGAAUCCUUAAGGGUGAUCAAGGUCAAGAUGGAGCUGCUGGCCCACCGGGUCCCCCAGGACCACCGGGUGCAAGGGGUCCCCCUGGAGAUACAGGAAAAGAUGGCCCCAGGGGACCACAAGGCCUCCCUGGCUUAAAAGGAGAGCCGGGGGAAGCUGGAGUGAUGGGUAUAAGGGGACCUUCAGGACUAAAGGGUGAGCCUGGUUUUCCAGGGAGAAAGGGUGAUGAUGGGACCCCAGGACAGCCAGGGCUUCAAGGGCCUAAGGGAGAGCAAGGAAGCACAGGUCCCAAAGGAGAGAAAGGAUUAGAUGGAUUGCCAGGAUCAAAGGGUGAUCCUGGUGAGAGAGGAGGAGAUGGACCCAUUGGACCAAGGGGUCCACCUGGCCUGAAGGGCGAACAGGGAGAUACUGUAAUAAUUGACUAUGAUGGCAGAAUCCUGGAUGCACUCAAGGGCCCACCAGGUCCCCAAGGGCCACCAGGCCCUCAAGGAGCUCCAGGACCAAAGGGGGAGCUUGGAUUGCCUGGUACACCUGGAGUUGAUGGAGAAAAGGGAUCUAAAGGAGACCCAGGAAAUCCUGGGAUAAUGGGACAAAAAGGAGAGAUCGGAGAGAUGGGCUUGUCUGGCCUACCGGGAAUCGAUGGGCCAAAAGGAGAGAAAGGAGAAACCGGAUCCCCGUGUUUGCAGAACAAUCAUAUAAUACCAGAGCCAGGACCCCCUGGAUUGCCAGGCCCUAUGGGUCCUCAAGGAAUCCCAGGUCCCAAGGGCUUGGAUGGCGUAAAGGGAGAAAAAGGUGACCAUGGUGAGAAAGGGGCAACUGGUGACACUGGGCCACCUGGUCCUGCUGGUCCCCCGGGACUUAUUGGCUUACCAGGCACCAAAGGGGAGAAGGGCAAGCCAGGGGAACCAGGAUUAGAUGGUUUCCCAGGUCUACGAGGUGAAAAAGGAGAUAAAAGUGAAAGGGGAGAGAAGGGAGAAAGAGGAAUACCUGGCAGAAAAGGAGCCAAGGGGCAAAAAGGAGAACCAGGACCGCCUGGGUUGGAUCAGCCUUGUCCAGUGGGAGAUCGUAAUAUUAAAGGCGAUAAAGGGGAGCCAGGCUUACCAGGCCUGCAUGGGUUGAGCAUACCCUGCCCUUUGGUAUAG